GAGGCGAGAAUGAUGGUGUUGUGUUGUCAUUUCUCUGGGUAAUUCCCCCAACGUAUCCCUCGAUUGUAACAUGGUGGGGAAUCCAAACUCAAGGAAACCUCAACUGCCAAGCAAGUGCCUCAUCGUCUUAUUUUGAUUUUAUCGUCGAAUUGUAAUGUCAGGGACGUAUAAUAAGAUAUAUAAAUAUGUCCCUGGUAAUGUGAACUUAUUAUUUGCGUAAGCACGUGUGUGGCAGGCAGCCGCUGUGACCGUUUGAUGCGUGUUAUGCCUAUGAUGUGACUGUAUUAUCCAAACACUUUGCCGUUUCAUCUGUCUUUGUGAUUGACACGAUUUAUACCAUUGAGAUGCUACCAAAUCAGAUAAAACGAAUAUUACAAACCUAUGACUUGAGGUUCGAUUCCUUACCGUUUAAAUACGAGCUCAAGGACGACCAGCAUCAUUUAUCGCUUAGUAUUGAGUGGGAUUUGACAGGUCAUGGUGAUUCCUGUGAUAUUACCAAGGUUAAACCGAAAUCAAAGUCGCCGUCACAGAUCAGUCACGGUAAGCGACGAACCAUGGCAUGGAAAAGGCGAAAAGGGAUUAAGAGUCAUGAUCGGGUGGUUAUUCCAAAGAGUACAGACGACUCUGGUGUUUCUGUUGAACCUGCCUGUGUGGAGGAAUUUCAGAAGCAGAAGCCAGUUUUACGUAGUGUAAGUGUGAUGACACAGUGUGACCCUAACCCUGUUAAGCCUAUCAGCAUUGAGCCUAAGCCUGAGGUUAUUGCUACAUCAUGUGUAAAGUCGCCUUCGAGUCAUCCAAAGACAGCGCUAUUGAAUAUUGGUAAACCCGUUUGUGAAGGAAAGUUAAUUUCUCAACCAACAGGUCAACCUUUCAAUAAUGUACACCAGAUCAACCCUCCAAAAACUAUCACAGCUGGAUUCGUUCGUGAGGAGAAAGCCCAUUCUCUACCGACAAGUCUGUGUGAUGAUGACUUUGGGUGGGACACAAACCCAUUUGCUCAACAAAUGUCGAGAAAGAGGAACUUGACAUCUUCACAAGUCAAUCAUGUGACCACUGUUGCGAAACCGUCCAAUUUUGACAGUAUUGUGAAAAAGUCUGAUGAUGGGACAUGCUCGAUCAACUCCAAAGACCUACUAGUAUUUCUGAUAAAUAAGUGAUUAUAUAAUUUGACAAUAUCUCAUUACUGAAGUGAUUUAAGCCGGUGUUGUAGACUGUUUUAUAGAUGAUAUGUUUUACAUUGUCGAGUAAUAUUGACAAUAUUAUCCAAUGGGAACCCUAUAAACAGUGUAUAAUACUGUAUAUAUACAUACUAUACAGUUUAGUUUCAGCAUACAUGUAUAUAUUACAGUUUAUUGUGUUAUGUGGUGCUGCAAUUGUGUCUUAAUUAAUCAAGUGAGAUUAUGAUGUUUCAGUUUUAUAUAUUAUGUUAUGAUGAGUAACAUUUCUAUUUGGCAUAUGGACUUUGUGGAAUGACUGAAAUUUUAAAUGUUGAUCUAUCAUAAUCAGAUCAUUGAUUUAUAAAUAAUAACUACAUGUAUGUACUUUGGUUUUUUUUUUUUGUGGGGGCAUGUUAUAUAUAUAUGUAAAAUAUAUAUUUUAGGUGACCAUGAAAUUUCUUAGUUCCGGAUAAUGUCAGCCGGUUGUUUAUAUGUUGGUUCGAAUAUUAGUUUGCUUUGUUGUUUCCCGAAAUAUAAAGAGUUGCCGCCACGAGGCGAGAA
Messenger RNA from Pecten maximus, 1718 nucleotides. RefSeq lists its product as uncharacterized. NCBI's taxonomy places the organism in Eukaryota, Metazoa, Mollusca, Bivalvia, Pectinida, Pectinidae. The record is from RefSeq and is a predicted model, not a curated record. Bases 345 to 1157 code for a protein of 270 amino acids. The transcript is spliced from 2 exons.